AUGGUCUCCAGCUCUGCUGCUCCCCUCACCUCCACCUCGGCCUCCAUAUUCUCCAGCAGUCCCUUCCUGUCCACCGCCUCAAUCUCAGUCUCCGACGUCAAGUUGGCCGACCUGGACACAGCCUGCCUGGAGGAGUCCCUUUCUCUCCUCACCAAGACUGAGUUGGAGACGGCCCGGUCGGUGCCCGAGGUCGAUCUGACCAGCUCCCUGUACACCCAGGACUGGGAGCCCCUCUACAGCACAGCCAAUAAUGACUUUGAGCCCCUGUGCACACCUGUGGUCACCUGCACCCCGUCCUGCACUACCUACAAGUCUUCGUUCGUCUUUACCUACCCAGAGGCUGAGGCUUUCCCUACCUGUGGCGUGGCCCACCGGAGAGGCAGCACCAGCAAUGACCAGUCCUCUGAUUCCCUCAACUCCCCUACCCUACUAGCCCUGUGAGGAGAACUUCAAGUUGAGUCCCAAAUGUCUCCAUAUAGUGUGCACUGCUUAGGGCUCUGGUCAAAAGUAGUGCACGUGACAUUUGGAACCCCCCCCCCCCCCCCUCUUCUUCCACACAACACGACUUCCUCUAGAGCACAUUUGGCACUUCAUGGGCAGUCCCAGUAUGUGGUAGAUGUGCAGAAUGAUCGCAGGGCUAUGGAAUGGACUUGGACACACACAACCAGGAAGCAACAUAAAUGAUUUGUUUACUAAGUUUUGUCUUGACUAUAAUCGGCUAUUACUUGCCUCUUCAACUAUAUAGCAAGUGAAAGCAUGUUUAACUUAUAACACAUAAUAGUUUGGGUUUACAAACCGUAUAUUGAUUUUAUGGCACUUGAUAACAAAGUUGUUGUUAGUGUUGAUGACUUGUGUUCUUCAGAACAAUAUAG
Molecule: messenger RNA, 872 nt
Organism: Coregonus sp. 'balchen'
Lineage: Eukaryota; Metazoa; Chordata; Actinopteri; Salmoniformes; Salmonidae
Source: the annotation of a GenBank genome assembly